AUGUUGAAUAUCGCAGCCAUCAGCCAAGGUAUAUUGAAGAGCCAUCAGCCAGGGCAUGUUGAAGACACAGCCAUCAGCCAAGGUAUAUUGAAGACCACAGCCAUCAGCCAGGGCAUGUUGAAGACCACAGCCAUCAGCCAAGGUAUAUUGAAGACCACAGCCAUCAGGCCAGGGCAUGUUGAAGACCACAGCCAUCAGCCAGGGCAUGUUGAAGACCACAGCCAUCAGCCAAGGUAUAUUGAAGACCACAGCCAUCAGCUAGGGCAUAUUGAAGACCACAGCCAUCAGCCAGGGCAUGUUGAAGAUCACAGCCAUCAGCCAAGAUAUAUUGAAGACCACAGCCAUCAGCCAGGGCAUAUUGAAGACCACAGCCAUCAGCCAGGGCAUGUUGAAGACCACAGCCAUCAGCCAAGGCAUAUUGAAGACCACAGCCAUCAGCCAGGGCAUGCUGAAGACACAGCCAUCAGCCAAGGUAUAUUGAAGACCACAGCCAUCAGCCAGUGUAUGUUGAAGAAGACCACAGCCAUCAGCCAGGGCAUGUUGAAGACCACAGCCAUCAGCCAGGGCAUGUUGAAGACCACAGCCAUCAGCCAGGGCAUGUUGAAGACCACAGCCAUCAGCCAGGGCAUGUUGAAGACCACAGCCAUCAGCCAGGGCAUGUUGAAGACCACAGCCAUCAGCCAGGUAUGUUGA
Procambarus clarkii (red swamp crayfish) is the source of this 693-nucleotide messenger RNA. The record is from RefSeq and is a predicted model, not a curated record. NCBI's taxonomy places the organism in Eukaryota, Metazoa, Arthropoda, Malacostraca, Decapoda, Cambaridae.